Messenger RNA from Ixodes scapularis (black-legged tick), 901 nucleotides. RefSeq lists its product as uncharacterized. The transcript has a single exon. Bases 111 to 701 code for a protein of 196 amino acids. Lineage: Eukaryota; Metazoa; Arthropoda; Arachnida; Ixodida; Ixodidae. The record is from RefSeq and is a predicted model, not a curated record.
CGCUCGAAAUAACAGUGAGCCACAGGGGCCGAGGGGCGGGCCCUGCCUCCAGCGCCACCGCCAGCCGUGCUCGGUCGGCGAGCCGAGGUCCCGAGCUCUGCGGAUCGACGAUGGGAACCCGCCGCCGACAACCUUACCUACACAUGGUGUACGACCGGAAUCAGCAGUACGGCGACAGCCUGUACCGCAAGACCGUGGACGACUUAUACCUCCGAGAAGGCAUCCUCACCCCGAGGGCCCUCCUGUCAAGCCGACGCUUCGAAGAUACCUACUUCCUGACCCGCUACCCCAGGGUACCGUCCAUGUACCGCCUGAUGAAGCGCUGGGACACCGGCGACGACUUGGCUCUACGCAGGAGCAACUCCCUGUCCUACAUCAGCCACCCGGACUACACCAGAAGCCAGCUAAACCGCGUGCUAUACGCGGACGACAAGGCUGUACGGAGGUUCGGACCCCAGAACAAGGUGCACGUGCACUCGUCCCACGACCGCCACCUGCGCUCAAUCGAGGAUCACCGGGCUCUGAUGGCCGAGCUAGAGAUGCAAGAGGUGCAGGACCGCCUGCGCCGGGAACACCAGCGCCUUUGGUUCCACCCGGAGUCCAUCAAGAGACAGAUCCCGUCCUACUCCGGCGACCCGUUCGCGACCAUCUAUCGCCGCAGGAGACCCUUCAGCUACUUCGACUACAGCUACUGGUUCUAGACCAGACCCGCUAGCAGCCCCGCUUGCCAUGUGCCGCCUCCACUAUUCGUGUUUGCCGUCAGUUGACCUCCCUACCCAAGGAUGUACGCCCCUAGCAGCAGCGUUACUUGAGAGACGUUUCGUUUCAUCUGUGGAUUCAAUGUAGCUUAGAGUAGCCCUCUUCAGAGCAAAAUAAACUUAAAGAUUUUGAACCCCCCACA